This is a messenger RNA of Nematolebias whitei (Rio pearlfish), 1211 nucleotides long. It is a transcript of the gene jmjd8, whose product is annotated as jumonji domain containing 8. The record is from RefSeq and is a predicted model, not a curated record. Gene Ontology annotation, cellular component: cytoplasm. The transcript is spliced from 9 exons. The coding region runs from base 99 to 887 and encodes 262 amino acids. NCBI's taxonomy places the organism in Eukaryota, Metazoa, Chordata, Actinopteri, Cyprinodontiformes, Rivulidae.
GCUCUCAGACCGGAAGUCAGGAAGCAGCCGUUUUUUUUACCGGAGAUAUGAAACAGUUUGUCUCUCUAGUCUGAACUAAACCCGGCGGGAAGGUUUUUAUGGGAAAUAAAGCGGCUCGGUUCGUUGUUCUUGUUCUGGUUUCCGGCCUGAGAGCUGAGGACGGAGGAGGAUGGUCUCUGCCGUCAGAGCUCAGGCUGGAGGAUGAAGGCUUCUGUAACAUCGAUGUUCUGGACGGGUCCAGUCUGUCUCACCAGGAGUUCAUUGACAGGUACGCAUACAGCCGACCGGUCAUCCUCAGAGGUCUCACCGACAACACGAGGUUCAGGUUUCUGUGCUCCAAGUCGAGCUUGUUGGAGGACUACGGCUCCCAGACGGUGAGGCUCAGCACGGCCAACACGUUCUCGUACAGGAAAGUGGACGUUCCCUUCCGGACGUUCGUGGACGAGCUGCUGAGGCCUCAGGCUGCGGACGCGCUCGGCAGCGAGACUCUGUAUUUCUUCGGGGACAACAACCUGACGGAGUGGCAGAAGCUGUUCCAACAGUAUGAACCUCCUCCGUUCGUCCUGCCGAACACCAGCGGGGCCUACAGCUUCGGCAUCGCAGGUCCGGGAACAGGAGUUCCUUUCCACUGGCACGGCCCCGGAUACUCCGAGGUCAUCUAUGGGAGGAAGCGAUGGUUCCUCUACCCGCCUGAUCAGGAGCCUCACUUCCACCCGAACCGGACCACCCUGUCCUGGGUGACAGAAACGUACCCGAACCUGCCGCAAGACGAGGCUCCGCUGGAGUGCACGAUCCGACCCGGAGAGGUUUUGUAUUUUCCUGACCGCUGGUGGCACGCCACCCUCAACCUGGACUUCAGCGUCUUCAUCUCCACCUUCCUGGGCUGAGCUGCCGCUUUCCUGCAAACCUGAGAGUUUCUGUCGUGUUCACACUGACAGGAAGGAGGAACUAGUUUCAAACCCAGUCCAGCUCCAGGAUCGAGGACCAGCCCGGUUUUAUUUUUUUAAUGCGCAGUUUGUUUCCGUCAUUCCAGGAUCUUUAAGCUGAUUUCAGGACAUAAUCCAGGCCCGGAUUAACAGAUAAAUAUUAUUAACAGAACCAAAAGUCUCAGCAGAGACGGAACCAAAACAGCGUUUUAGAUUUAAAUCAUGGUUAAAGGUAGAACGUUUACAGCACUGUAAAGCUUUUAUUUUUUAUACUUUUAGGUUCUU